CUGUGCGCAGCUCUCUCUCGCGUAGCACUCUCGACCCGCCGGAAGGAGCGACGACUAAACUGAAACUGACAUACAGACAAAAAAGUGCAGUUAGUUGCAAUAACUCUACCCUUGCGCGCUUCAGUGGGCCAAUUUUAGCCUUCAUUCCUUGGAAAUGUCUGCUGGCGUUUUUUAGCUUGGCUGGUUUUAAUUUUGCACAGACGAACUAUGGAUGCUGCCGAAGAGAAUUUUGUGGCCAAGAUCAGCGACGAGCAGUUAGCCGGAAACUUGAGUGUGUGGCGCAACGGCUCGGAGGUGUAUGAUGGGGACGCGGAGCCGACGCUGCCUCCCGAGUUGCGGUUCAACACGGGAGCCCUGGUCGCGAUCAUCGUGUACAGCAGCCUCUUCGUGGUGGCCGCGGUGGGCAAUGUGACCGUGUUUGUCACCCUUUACCGGAACCGUCACCGCAAGUCGCGGAUAAACCUGAUGAUCAUGCACCUGGCCAUCGCCGACAUGGUGGUCACCUUUGUGAUGAUCCCACUCGAGGUCGGCUGGCGAGCCACCACCCAGUGGUUGGCCGGCAACGCCGCCUGCAAAAUCUUGCUUUUUCUGCGGGCCUUCGGGCUCUACCUGAGCUCCAUGGUGCUAGUGUGUGUCAGCCUGGAUCGUUACUUCGCCAUCCUGUACCCCCUGAGGGUGAACGACGCCCGCCGACGGGGCAAGAUGAUGCUGAUCCUCGCCUGGGUUGUCUCCAUCAUUUGCUCAAUGCCGCAGAGUAUCGUGUUUCACGUCUCACAACACCCCGUCUACAAAGACUUCUGGCAGUGCGUGACUUUCGGCGCCUUUCCUUCCCAGAAGGAGGAGACGGCCUACAACCUCUUCUGCGUGCUGGUCAUGUACUUCAUUCCCUUGAUAGUGAUUUGCUUCGCGUACUCGCGGAUCCUGUGGGAGAUUUUCAAGAAAUCCAGAGAAAACAAAGAGGACAAUAUCCGCGGAGGGCGGUACCAGGGUCGUAUGCCUCUCCGCCGCAGCGACAUGAGCAACAUCGAGCGAGCCCGCUCUCGCACCCUGCGCAUGACGCUGAUCAUCGUGCUGGUGUUCAUCUGGUGCUGGACCCCUUACGUCGUCAUGACGCUCUGGUACAUGUUUGACAGGGAAAGCGCAACUCACGUGGAAGGUUGGAUCCAGGACUCGCUGUUUAUGAUGGCUGUGUCCAACUCAUGCAUGAACCCCUUUGUGUAUGGAGCUUACGCAAUGAACUUCCAGCAGGAGUUUUGGCGCUGCGUCAGCUGCGUUUGUUGUCGUCGCUCGAAAAAAGACCGCAACAUUGUCGGUGUUUCCAAAGUUAUUGAGCAAACUAAGCCGAGACCUGACACCAUCAUAAUUCAAGUCCAUAAAUGCCUGCUAUCGAUUUUCAAAGCCAAUUCAAAUACAGCAGCCACGCGAAGUACUGGCGUUCCACCAGGCCUGCUCCGUCCUGGUCCAUCACCAAGAUAUCGACCUGUGAUGCCUGGCACAUCCGCAAUGUGCAAAGGGAGCAAGAUGCUCAGCAUCCCGGAAGCAAACCCAGAGUUCCUCUCAUUUCAGCUUUCAGGCAAUUCAAAGGCUAGCGUGGACAGCAUUGCUGAAUACUCAUACAACUCGGUGGCAUUCUACAGCGAGCCUCUUCAGGUGCACGACAGAGAUGAGGAAGAGCGGUGGCGGCAUCGACAAAGGGGCGGCACUGCGGCGAGCACCAGGGUGAAGGCCUCGCCCAGCAUCGAUCGGCUAGAGGGGCUGCGCAGGUGGCAAGGGACCAGUGAAGUGCACCUGGAGCCACCACCCUGAGAGUACGUUUCCUCGCCGAAUCCGUCAGGGCGGCUUGGCUGUGCGCCUUGUAGCUCAAGUUCGUGCGUGGGUGGCGAGGAGGAAAUGCUGCAGAUCUCGAUGACUGGAAAGCGUGGCGAACCAGUAUGGCUUCACUUGCCGCAGUUAAGUCCCAAUGGUGUUGCUCAGACGCAAUGCUAAAGGCAUCAAGGGGAAAAUUUUUGUUGCAAAAUUUAUAGCUUUAUUCCCCUGAAAUCAAGCUAUGAAGUCUAUCAAAUCUCGUCUUGGGACAAAUGCAGAGACAAUAACAUUAAAGAUAAUUUAGUCAACAGCCUCUGAAAAGACGCAAGCCUGAUUUUGUCAUCGUACAUACUUUAUGUUUGAUAGCUACAUAUGAUUUGAGAAAAAAAGUUAUCCAUGCAUUUUUAUAAAAUGGUUUAAAAAUUUUAAACGAAACUCAAACGAAACUCAUUCCAUUUGUUUUAUUCCUUUUUUAUUUCUAAUGUGAAUUGUAUCCAUUUACGACUGAUGAAAAUAUGGAAUUCAUUGAUUUAUCCUUUCUAAUUAACAAAAUUGUUAACGUGAUAAAUUGGCAUUGAAUGUAUCAACGAAAAAAAAUUAUUAAUUUUACUGAUAAUUAGAUGAUAACAGUUGCGCAAAAUUUUAAAAAUAUAGUACUUGGUUAAGAGAAGGUGGUUAUAAGUUGCUGUUAAAGAUUUUUUUCAAAUAACGCACGGGAUAAAUUAUGUUACCGUAAACAGGGUAAUUAUUGUAAUGGCUAAAGAUAAACAAAAUUGUCAUAGUUGAAAACAUUUUAAACUGUUUUUUUUAAAAGCGCAAAUGCCCGAAAAAAGUAAAAAAAAAAUAUGUAUGUGAUUUUAAGAUGUUGACAACAAUUGAAGGGAAACUAAGCUAUUUUCGCUAAAGUACUGAAAAUAUUAAAUGAAAAAGAAGAUGUGUUUUGCCAAACGAAUCCACGCCAAAAUUCGUGUUCCAUAAUUUUACCCUACAAUUCAAAGAAUUUUUUUCUCUUGUUCAAUGAAUGCUGAUCCGAAAACUCAAAACUCAAUGAAUGUACUUUGGCCUCACAAGCCGCCAACGAAAUAAACAGCACACAGAUAUCUUUUAACCCUCGCAUCUUUCAUAAUUUUGCUUUCGCAAUUUUUGUCUGGAAUUUAAAGCGGUGUUUAAUGUAAAUCUUUGUAUUUUCAACUGGGUAUCUGAAUGUAAAAUGUUGGAUUCCUUUUAAGGGAAACAUUUUGUUGUUUAAUUAAUGUGGAAUCUAUUGCUAAGAAGCAAUUUAUUCCUGAACUCUGUGCUCAAUGGCGUACAAGCCCAGCAAAUAUUGAUAAUAAUGCUGUGGCGAGAAAAGAUUUAGAGAAUGUGCACAAUUCUUUAACUGUUGCUAUGUCAAACAUUGAAAAGGGAAAUUUUAUAAAAAUAAAUGUACAGAAAUGA
This is a messenger RNA of Cloeon dipterum, 3243 nucleotides long. RefSeq names its product adipokinetic hormone/corazonin-related peptide receptor variant I-like. Gene Ontology annotation, cellular component: membrane. NCBI's taxonomy places the organism in Eukaryota, Metazoa, Arthropoda, Insecta, Ephemeroptera, Baetidae. Gene Ontology annotation, molecular function: vasopressin receptor activity. Bases 208 to 1806 code for a protein of 532 amino acids. Gene Ontology annotation, biological process: G protein-coupled receptor signaling pathway. The record is from RefSeq and is a predicted model, not a curated record. The transcript has 8 exons.